UGUUGUGGGCUUGACAGUUGGGCCUCAUUGGGAUUUGAUCUCCUUUACGACCUGUACAACUGUUGUUCAUAUAGCCCCUCUUUCACUUAUCUCUCGCUUUUUAUCUAUCCCCAGCUCCCUUCCUUUUGUCCAUCAUUGUCCAGUAUACCCCAGCGUUUGAGCGAGAAUAGUAGACUACUGUUGUUAUCCAUUCUUUUGAUUAUUUUCUUUUUUCUCUGUUGAGUCAUUAGACAUACACGGUUAUACGCCUGAAACGACGCGUGCCCCGAGACAACUCUCACUCUCCACCAGCAACUCUAUACCAACUGAUUGUCUACCUUCCGUUAAGAGAGCCAAUACCACAGUCAACAUGGAACAAGACUUCCCUAUUCAACAAGCAUUCCCCUUCAGCAUGCAGAGGAACCGGCUGGCGGAACUCCUCACGGCAGAUGUGUUAGUUGCUGCGGGUUCAGCAUCAUUGAUCACUCCGGCUGUCAUGAUUCUUGACCGACUCGUCGUGGAGAAGUCAUCGCACAACCAACCUCUUUUGCCAGCAUUCCGCCGACAUCUGUGGCUUUCCAUUACCCAGCCAGCGACGUUCCUUACAUCCCGCCCGAGUCUCCUAGUCUGGGGUCUCUACACCGCAACGUUCGCAGCAGCAAAUGCCACAGAGACGGUCUUGGACCGAGUCUAUCCGGGGGUUGACCACGCCAUUUCGGGAAUGGCGACGUUCCUUUCGACUUUUGUUGUCAACUCCUCUGUGGGCAUCUGGAAAGAUAUCAAAUUCGCCCAGCUCUUCGGCCACCCACCCGCCCCAAAGCCCACCAAUCCGAUCCCCAAUCCAACAGCCGUCUCCAAGAGCAACAUCCUGCGCCGCGCUAUCCGCACCAUGCCGCUCGCAACCUACUCGGCCUUCCUUCUCCGGGACGGCCUCACCAUCUUCGGUUCCUUCAGUCUCCCCGCUAUGGUAUCCAGCUCAAUCCCCGACUGGGUCGCUUCCCGCGAGUACGCCAAGAUCCUCAUCGCUCAACUUGCUAUCCCCGCCUCCAUCCAGCUGGUCAGCACCCCCAUCCACCUUCUGGGCCUGGACCUCUACAACCGCCCGAUGCAACUCCCCGCCAGAGACCGAAUCGCACGUGUCAGCAGAGACUGGAUCGGUGCGUCCCUGACUCGUAUGUGCCGCAUUAUCCCGGCAUUCGGCAUCGGUGGGUUUGCCAAUACCGAGGGUCGGGCGUUUUUGCACCAGCAACUCCAGCUAUGCGGGGAGGAGUAUGAAAACGAGGGCUGAGUGAUCUCUAUCUUAUCGAGAAAAAUCACUCAUGCCGCGCUGGCAUUGGCUGCCGG
This is a messenger RNA of Aspergillus alliaceus, 1323 nucleotides long. RefSeq lists its product as uncharacterized. The record is from RefSeq and is a predicted model, not a curated record. Gene Ontology annotation, cellular component: mitochondrion. The transcript is spliced from 3 exons. The coding region runs from base 350 to 1267 and encodes 305 amino acids. Lineage: Eukaryota; Fungi; Ascomycota; Eurotiomycetes; Eurotiales; Aspergillaceae.